Molecule: messenger RNA, 597 nt
Organism: Medioppia subpectinata
Lineage: Eukaryota; Metazoa; Arthropoda; Arachnida; Sarcoptiformes; Oppiidae
Source: the annotation of a GenBank genome assembly
AACGAAUCGUUAAGAGAGAGAAACAUUAAACUGGAAAACGAAAAGAAGAGAAUCGAAAAGAGUUAUUCUCUCAUUGAGAAAGAGAAAUAUGUUUUGAAGACUAAUUUAGACGACAUUCAGCGCAAAAGUAGCAAAACGUUUGACAAUUCACACAACGAUGUGAUUAUAGAUGAGGCGAAGAUUAUCACUCAAGGAUUGGCUGCACUCGAGCUGAAGAAUAUUGAAUUGCAGCGAAAGGUUCAGGGAUUGCAAUCAUUGAUGAAUGAAACCGAAGCCAUUAACGACACGGAUUCAGGCCAUCCAAUCAACGGUAACGCUUCCGAUGAUUUACAUCGCUUACGGUUGGCUCAGAAACGCGCCGAAGAGCUUAUCGAUAGGAAAGAUUUUUCGAGUAAACAUCUGUCCAAUUAUGAAAAAGAGUUGAGUCGAUAUUCAUUGAGUCCCAGUCUGACGACAACUCCUCCCCGAUUCAAAGAGCCCCCAAAUCGUUCGCAUUCCGUCUCACGAGUCGGUCAUCUUAAGCAUCAAAACACCGAUACUUCCACUCCAUUGCCCGCGUAUUCGUCCACUUCUAAUAUAAAUAACGCUAAACGCAAA